CUUAAAAACACUCCGGCAACUCCCUCCAGCAGGAAACAUCGAUUCUAACACUGCCUGAGCCACAUGCUGGACGACUGGUUGUCCUCUAAAGUUCCAGUACAUAGUGCUUGGUGUUGUGGCGUCAUCCGGUGGUAACCAUGACUACUCCAGAGACACCUAACGGAGUGGUGCACCGAAACAUAAAGACCCCUCAGUCAGAGGAGAUCUCUGGUCCUGCAGCUGGAAACCGUAAUAAUGUGUCAGAUGAAGAUCUAAGACAGUGGCAGAAACAUGCGCAGAGGGUGAAGGAGAAGGUCCUGGAGCAGGUCCAGGUUCAGCUCAGUGAUUUACUGGACCAAGCUCUGACUGAAACUGUGGAGUCUUUCACCCAAACACAGCCAACAUUCAAUGGAAAGACAACAAACAAAUCUGCACCCAGAUCUCAGAGAGCGGAUGAUGGCAAAGUGUUUGUGGCCAGGCCGUCACUGUUGGAUGAACUCUUUGAGAUCAACCACAUCAGGACCAUCUACCACAUGUUCAUCGCUGUACUCCUCAUGUUCUGCCUGAGCACACUGGCUGUGGACUACAUCGACCAGGGCAGGAUAGUUUUGGAGUUCGACCUGCUGUUCUUCGCCUUCGGGAAGCUGGGGACGGUGGUCUGGGCCUGGGCUGUGAUGUUUUUCUACACGCUGCUGGUCCCCUACCUCACGCUGGUGAUUUGGGGGUCUUUGUACAACACCUGCCCCUCUAAGCUGGGUCUGUCCCUCGGCACGGGGCUGAUCCUGUCUGCAGUGCAGACCUACGUCCUGGGACUCUUCCCCAUCUUUGUGGUUGUACAGUACCAGCUGCCACCAGCCUCGCGGUUUAUUGUGAUUCUGGAGCAGAUUCGAUUCCUGAUGAAAAGCUACUCAUUCAUAAGAGAAACCGCUCCUGUUAUCAUGAGGAACACACCAAAGGAAGGAGAAAGCCCCAGAUUCCCAUCACUUUCCAGCUAUCUGUACUUCCUCUUCUGUCCGACUCUCAUCUACAGGGAAUCAUAUCCUCGGAAUACCCAUAUAAGAUGGAAGUAUGUUGGCAUCACAACUGGAAUGAUUUUUGGAUGCCUCUUUUAUGCCUACUUCAUCCUGGUCCGCCUUUGUGUGCCCGUCUUCAGACCUGAGACCAAACAGCCUUUCACUAAACGAACUAUGGUCCUGGCUGUGUUCCACUCAAUAUUACCAGGUAUAAUGCUCCUCCUGCUGUGUUUCUUCGCCUUCCUGCACUGCUGGCUCAACCUCUUCGGGGAGCUCCUGCGUUUCGCUGACAGAAUGUUUUACAAGGACUGGUGGAACUCGACGUCCUUCGCCAACUAUUACCGUACCUGGAAUGUGGUCGUUCAUGACUGGCUCUACCAAUACGGAUACAGAGACUUCCUCUUGCUGUCCAAGAGGAAAUUCCGAACAGCUGCUAUGCUCUCCGUCUUCAUCGUCUCUGCUGUCGUCCAUGAGUACGCCCUGGCCAUAGGCUUCGGCUUCUUCUAUCCCGUCAUGUUCUUUCUCUUCGCCAUCUUUGGAGUGGUGUUCAACUUUGCCAUGAAUGACAAGCGACAGAGCCCCGUGUUCAACGUGGUCAUGUGGGCGUGUCUCUUCCUGGGACAGGGCGUCCAGGUGUGUCUGUACUCACAGGAGUGGUACGCUCAGAUACACUGCCCUCGGACAGAGAAUAGCUUCUGGGAGAUGGUGACGCCUCGAUCGUGGUCCUGCAGCUACCAGAGAUGAUGCUGCCUUUCUGUGAGAACCGAGGGAUAAAUGAUGAAAGGGUAAAGGUCUGAACAAUUGAAGACUGGCAAUAGCAAGGAACUUGAAAUGUAUGUUAAUAUAUAUGUUCUUUUCUGUAUUUUUGUGUGUUAAGAUGUAUUUGGGUCAAGAUGUGACUGUCACUGUUAUCUUGUUGAGUUGUUAUUCAGACGUGACGCUAUUCAUAAGUCUCAAUUCUGAAUUAUUCCUAUUUUUAUACAGAAAGUAUUAAAUACUGUGAAAAAACUCAGGCCGUGUAAAACGUUCUUUGAAAAUGAUUGCAAUGAGCUGAUAUUUAUCAUUUGAUUGUUGUACUGUAAGCAAAAUGUUGCACAUCAAUAAAAUGUAUCGACAAAA
Trematomus bernacchii (emerald rockcod) is the source of this 2111-nucleotide messenger RNA. It is a transcript of the gene soat2, whose product is annotated as sterol O-acyltransferase 2. NCBI's taxonomy places the organism in Eukaryota, Metazoa, Chordata, Actinopteri, Perciformes, Nototheniidae. Gene Ontology annotation, biological process: cholesterol metabolic process; cholesterol efflux. The transcript is spliced from 16 exons. The record is from RefSeq and is a predicted model, not a curated record. Bases 138 to 1736 code for a protein of 532 amino acids. Gene Ontology annotation, cellular component: endoplasmic reticulum membrane. Gene Ontology annotation, molecular function: cholesterol binding; cholesterol O-acyltransferase activity; fatty-acyl-CoA binding.